AUGUCUUGCAACUACGGGAACUGCUACGGCAGCUACGGCUGUGGAUACGGCUCCGGCUACGGCUGCGGAUACGGUUCCGGCUACGGCUGCGGAUACGGCUCCGGCUACGGCUGCGGAUACGGCUCCGGCUACGGCUGUGGAUACGGCUCCGGCUACGGCUGCGGCUCCGGAUACGGCUGCGGAUACGGCUGCAAGAGCUACGGAGGUCUGGGCUGCGGCUAUGGCUACGGCUCCGGCUACGGAUGCGGCGGCUACGGCGGACUGGGCUGUGGCUACGGCUCUGGCUAUGGUUGCUACAGCUACCGCCCAUCCUGCUACAGGAGGUAUUGCUCCUCUUGCUGCUAG
Ornithorhynchus anatinus (platypus) is the source of this 345-nucleotide messenger RNA. Its product is annotated as keratin-associated protein 6-2-like. Lineage: Eukaryota; Metazoa; Chordata; Mammalia; Monotremata; Ornithorhynchidae. The coding region runs from base 1 to 345 and encodes 114 amino acids. The transcript has a single exon. The record is from RefSeq and is a predicted model, not a curated record.